This is a messenger RNA of Panicum hallii, 1763 nucleotides long. RefSeq names its product vacuolar cation/proton exchanger 1c-like. The record is from RefSeq and is a predicted model, not a curated record. Gene Ontology annotation, cellular component: plant-type vacuole membrane. Gene Ontology annotation, molecular function: calcium:proton antiporter activity. The coding region runs from base 100 to 1443 and encodes 447 amino acids. Lineage: Eukaryota; Viridiplantae; Streptophyta; Magnoliopsida; Poales; Poaceae. Gene Ontology annotation, biological process: intracellular calcium ion homeostasis; calcium ion transmembrane transport. The transcript is spliced from 11 exons.
CCGGCGCUGCAUCGCCCGCGCCGAGACAUUUCGGCGUCGCUCAGGUCAAUCCGUGCAUUCCUUCCAUCGCGCGCCCGCCCAUUUAGUCGAUCCGUUGCCAUGGCGCCUCCCCAGAGCGGCGACGGCGGCGCGGCGGCAGGAGAUCUCCUGGAGACCGGGCUGCUGGCCGCGGCCGCCGCCGGCGCCUUCAAGGAGGAGGCCGGGAGGGCGACGUCCACGUCGGGGCGCGUGGCGGACGACGAGCGGGUCGCGGGGGCGACGACGGCGUCCUCGCGGGUGCGGCGGGGCGCGCGGCUCGCGGCGGCGCAGCUGCAGGAGGUGUUCCUGGGCACGAGGCUGUUCCCGCUCUUCUCCGCCGUGCCGCUCGCCGUCGCCGCCCAGCUCCUCCGCCUCGGCCGGGCCUGGGUGUUCGUUUUCAGCUUGAUAGGCAUGGCCCCCCUUGCCGAACGUGUGAGCUUCUUAAGCGAACAUAUUGCCGAUACCGCAGGACCAACAGCUGGUGGGAUUCUGAAUGCAACAUGUGGGAAUGUACCUGAACUUAUUAUUGCACUCUUUGCUCUGCAUAAGGAGAAGAUGGAAAUCUUGAAGUGGUCACUUUUAGGUUCCAUAUUAUCCAAUUUGCUGCUUGUUCUUGGUUCUUCCCUCCUGUGUGGUGGGCUUGCAAAUACGGGCAAAGAACGUCCGCUAGACAGGAGACAAGCAGAUGUGAGCAUAGGCCUUCUGAUGCUGGGUGUGCUCUGCCACAUCUUACCUCUACUGUCUAAAUACACCAAUUGCACUGGAGAUAGCAUAAGUUCAUCAGGUUCGGUUCUGGAAUUAUCAAGAUUAAGUGCCAUUGUAAUGCUCACUGCCUACUUUGGAGGCCUCAUCUUUCAGCUAAAAACCCAUCGUCAAAUUUUUGAGCGAGAGGACAACUCAGAGAGCACCAACAAUGAUGAUGAUGGCAGUUCAGUUAUAGGAUUUGCCAGUGCAGUAAUCUGGUUGAUUGGGAUGACUGUAGUCAUUGCUGUGCUAUCUAAUUACAUUGUCACUACAAUUGAGGAAGCAUCAGAGUCACUAGGUAUUCCACUCAGGUUCAUCAGCAUUAUUCUACUUCCAAUUGUUGGAAAUGCUGCUGAGCAUGCAGGCGCUAUCAUAUUUGCUUUCAAGAACAAAAUAGAUAUCACCCUGGGCAUUGCUCUUGGUUCGGCUACUCAAAUUUCGCUGCUUGUGGUGCCCAUCAUUCUGAUUGUAUCUUGGGUGAAUGGCAUCCCUAUGGAUCUCGACUUGAAUCUUCUUGAGACUGGAUCAUUGGUUAUGACUGUAUUUACAACAGCAUUUAUGCUUCAGGAUGACAAAUGGCAUUACUUGAAAGGCUUCAAUUUGACACUUUGUUACCUUGUAAUAGCAGUGUGCUUCUUCACCAUAAAGGCCCUCCCAACACCAAAGAAAGUACAUGCCUGAGUUGCUUAAGGAGAUGCUGAAUCAAAGAAGGCUCAUGCCUGAGCUGCUUAAAGAGAUGUUGUCCAUGUUUGGAAUGAAAUUGAGGCACGUCAGUUCAAGGUAGUAGACUGGCGUUCCCUGAAGCUCCUGAUGAUCAAGCUGUUGUUGAACACGACGGUGACCAACAUAUUUGACACUACAUGCGACCGUUCGUUCUGUGGAAGUAUUGCUGACAAAAUGUGACUCGUUCUAUUGUUUCUCCCUUAAUAUUACUGACAAAUUAAGUGCGGUCGGAUGCUCCAAGGAAGCUAAUUUUAGGAAGUGAUGUAACUAUUGUUUUU